This is a messenger RNA of Rubroshorea leprosula, 1286 nucleotides long. The record is from the annotation of a GenBank genome assembly. Lineage: Eukaryota; Viridiplantae; Streptophyta; Magnoliopsida; Malvales; Dipterocarpaceae.
ACGACCCCCUCCCCCCCGUCACCGCCACCCAUUUCCGGCUGGAAAUUCGGCAAAACUUGGGGAUUCUCCCUAUUUUCUUGUUCUAGAACACCUAUUAAACCCAGAAAAUCCCAGAACUGUUCUGCGUCUCCCUCCCUCUGCUGUCCGUCGGCUUCAGCAUGUGGGUUUGAAUUUCUGGGCCUUUUUCGGUAAGCCACAGCCAUAAACUUCACCUUUUCAACUUUAAUUUGGCUUGGGUUUACCUUGAAUUGUGUUUUGGUUUUUGGAUUGGGUAGCCGCGAGUUCCCCUGCAGAAUUUCUUCUUCUCUGCCGCCGGCUUCUUCUUCCCCUGUUAGCUCCGGUUCUUGCCGGAAAAUUCUGGUUCCCGAUCGUUCUGUCAGUUAGCACUGAGAUUGAGUGCUCGGUUUUAUGCGAAUGAGGUAAGUAAAUUAUGGUAAAGCCCUUCGAUUUUAAAGCAUGUUUUAAACUGUUUUUGAGAUGGUGGCAAGGUUCAAAUUGAUUUUAAAUUGAUUUUAUCAGCAUUUGAGUGUGGUUAAAUUGAAAUGAAAAUUGUGAUGAUUUCAAUGAGAAUUUCAUUAUUUUCUGGAAUAGAGCAUGCCUAUUUGGAAUUGACUGAACUGUUUUGAUGAACUGAGAGUUUGCAAAUUCUGCGGUUUCUGUUAAAUCCAUGUUCACAUGGAAUUUUUUGGUUAUUUCUGAAAUUUGGGAUUUCGAUUGUGAAUUACGGAUUUUGAUUGUGAAUCCUGCAUGGUUUUGUCUCUGAUAUGGUCAUGAUUUCCGAUCCCCGCUAGUGGGAAACGUUUUGUUAUUGAACUGGAUCUGAUUUUGCAUUGACGGUUUUGUCAUUGAACGUUUUGCUAUUGAACCGAAUUUGAUUUCCGCAUUAACGGUUUAUCAGUGAAAGUUCUGUUAUACUUACAUGGUUUAUCUGGCAUGUUAAAAGUUUUACCCAAGGGCUAUCCAUAUUUACUUACUGAGUUAUCUCAUAGUUUUCCCUUGUCCACCAUUUCAGGAAACGAAACCGAAGACGGGGAAACCAAGGGAGUGACGAGUUAGAAGGCUAGCCAUCGUGUAAAUUGAAUAUGGAUUUUAGAUAUAGAUCAUGAUCUUGUAAACAAAAGUUUAAUUGGAGAUUUUAUAAAUUCAGUUAAUGGAUUGUUAGUUACAAGAGAUUUGACCUGGAGAUUUUGAAGUUAAGUCAUGUGGACAUAGAAAAGAAAUUUUGAAAUAUCCGAUCUGAGUUACGGGAUUGUCAGAUGUGAAUUGGAUAAAUUCUGAGCCUUGUG